This is a messenger RNA of Monomorium pharaonis (pharaoh ant), 2137 nucleotides long. RefSeq names its product equilibrative nucleoside transporter 4 (gene Ent3). Gene Ontology annotation, molecular function: nucleoside transmembrane transporter activity; monoamine transmembrane transporter activity. Bases 269 to 2137 code for a protein of 622 amino acids. Lineage: Eukaryota; Metazoa; Arthropoda; Insecta; Hymenoptera; Formicidae. The transcript has 10 exons. Gene Ontology annotation, biological process: nucleoside transmembrane transport. Gene Ontology annotation, cellular component: plasma membrane. The record is from RefSeq and is a predicted model, not a curated record.
CGCAGAAAUCAAUGCUGUAAAUGUCAAAGCAUGCGCUCGCGAGGGUGAGAAAAGUACUCGACGUACGCAGUGCGAGGAAAUAAAUAUCGUGGUGCAUCAGGUGCAUUUCGGCAAUCAAAGUAUUCAAACCGACGCCGACGGCAGGAAACGAGCACCUGCCUGUUCGCGUGUGUCAUGGAUUAAAAAAGCUCGUAUAUCCGAACCCGAAGUCGUUGGUCUCUCGGAACUCUCUUCUUUCAUCGCCGAUUUUUCUUUUUUUCCCGACAAUAUGGACGAGAAUCUGAGUCGAGGAUAUGUUCAGCUGGGAAAGGCCAGAGGCAUGAAUGAGUUUAAAUUCUCCAAUGGAUUCACCCAUCUCUCACCGCCCAUUGACAAAUACAACUGCAUUUACAUAGCUCUGAUAAUCGGCGGCAUAGGUUUUCUUCUGCCUUACAACAGUUUCAUUAUAGCAGUGGAUUAUUUUCAAGCUAGAUACCCAGGGACUACUGUGAUAUUCGAUAUGUCUAUGGUUUACAUCAUUAUGGCUUUCUUUGCAGUAUUUGCAAACAAUAUUCUAGUUGAGACCUUGUCACUGAACACACGAAUUACAUUUGGAUAUCUGGUAUCCUUCGUUACUUUGAACUUUGUAGUGAUCUGUGAAAUUUGGUGGGAACUUUUUGGCGUUGCAACUUCUUAUACUAUCAAUUUGGUUGCUGUCGCUAUAGUAUCGCUCGGUUGUACAGUUCAGCAAUCAAGUUUUUACGGAUAUACAUCAAUGCUUCCUAGUCGAUACACCCAAGCUGUGAUGACUGGAGAAAGUAUCGCUGGUUUUUGGGUGUCAAUAAAUCGGAUACUAACAAAAUCUCUACUUAAUGAUGAACGUGGCAAUACAUCUCUGUUUUUUAUCACUUCAAAUUUGACGAUCUUGUUAUGUUUUGUGUUACAUCAAGUAAUACGAAAGACUGAUUUUGUGCAAUUUUACAUAACUCUAUGUCAGGAAAGAAAUCGAAUUACGUUAGAACCAACAGAGGAUGUCGGCCUUAUGGAUCCAUUAGAUCAAGUGGGCGAUCCCUUAAAAGGUCAAUAUGGAGUAUUGAAGAUUCAAACGAGUCCAUUGGGAACAGAAUCUGCGAGUGGAAGUAAUGAUUUGAAUGCCGGGCAGUAUUCUGCUUUCUCGUUCAGCAAUCCAGUGUAUGAGCCUAGUGCUCCUUCGGGCAAUCCACCCGGUAGCGCUGGACCAACUUACAAAGUUGAAGAUGUCGUAGUUAUGAGAGGAGUCUACGGAACACAAAGCACAAGUACGCCAUGGUCCGGCAUAAAAAGAGGUUUACUCGCAAGACUCGAAGUCGCCAAAUUGAUCCUCCCUUAUAUGGCUAGCAUUGGUGCUGCUUAUUUCGUAACUCUUUGCCUCUAUCCAGGAAUUAUAUCGGAAAUAAUAUCUUGUAAAUUUGAAUCAUGGAUGCCAGUUAUUUUGAUGACCGCCUUUAAUGCUUCUGAUUUACUCGGAAAGGUAUUUGCUGUGAUACCUUAUGAAUGGAAACGAACACAUCUGCUUUAUUUCUCUAGCGCACGGAUCAUACUUAUUCCUCUAUUUUUGCUUUGUGCAAUUCCGCGUGGUGCUCCUAUUCUCUCAAGUGAGGGAUAUCCGCUCUUAUUCUCUUGGUUACUUGGCCUUACAAAUGGUAUAGUUGGUUCCAUACCUAUGAUUCAAGCAUCUAGUAAAGUACCGGAAGAACAUCGAGAACUUGCAGGUAAUAUUAUGACCUUAUCGUACAUUACUGGUUUGACUAUUGGAUCUCUGUUGGCAUAUAUGAUGGAUGCUUGUCUUGGACCACCUGUGCAAGCCAAGGAUGUAUGUUUGAAGAUGGCAAAGGUUCAAGCUGAUCAAACUUCGACACCUUCGAUACUUGCUAACGUAACUGCGAGCAUUCUAACGACCGCAAUAUCUUCCACUUCACCUGUCGUUGAAGGAACAACGACGGUAUCAAAGCCGAAAACUACCGAUAAUGUACUAACCACGAUUCUGAUGUCAACGUUAUUAUUGUCGAACAGCACCGUGAGUUUAGUGAGCGAAGGAGGAUUAUUGAAUGCGUCAACGACGGCCUUACCGAAGAUCUUAGCUAAUGCUUCGGCGAGCAACGCAAUCUUGCAACAUUAG